Molecule: messenger RNA, 1887 nt
Organism: Verruconis gallopava
Lineage: Eukaryota; Fungi; Ascomycota; Dothideomycetes; Venturiales; Sympoventuriaceae
Exons: 4
Coding region: 1-1887 (628 amino acids)
Source: RefSeq, a predicted model, not a curated record
AUGUCGCAUUUUAGUACCAAGAGGAGGCCAAUCCGAAUCGGUGGGGCCAGUGGAGGCUUCACGGAUAGAGUCGCCGCCAUACGGAGGCUCGCAAGCGACCCAGAAGUCGAUGCAGUCGUAGGAGAUUGGCUUUCCGAAAAUGUUAUGACCGGCUACGGUGCGGGAAAAGAGCGAAGCAAGCACAUUCGAACGGACUCAAAGGAUCUGCCACUGAAUGAGAGAAAGAAGACGGCCCAGUACGCGAGUACCUUUCUGCAAUGCUUCGAGCCUGCCAUUCCCGAUUUGAUAAAGAAUAAGACGAAGUUGGUCGUCAAUGCCGGUGCUAGCGAUACUGAACUGCUUGCUGAAGUAGUUCUAGAUAUGGUUCACAAGCAUGGCUUCGAAACAAAGGUUGCAUGGGUGGAAGGUGACGAUGUGACAGAACCAUUCAAGGCCAUGCUUUCAAACGGUACAGUCUUUAAAAGUGUCACUGAUGGGAAGACUUAUCAGGAGUGGGGAUUUGAAGCUAUUUGUGCUCAGGCAUACCUUGGUAGCUGGGGCAUCGUGGAGGCCCUGCGUCAAGGUGCCGAUAUCGUGAUCUGCGGUCGUGUGUCUGACGCUGGUCCAACUAUCGGGCUGUCGGCUUGGUGGCAUAACUGGAACACCACAGACUUUGAUCAGUUGGCGGGUGCUCUGAUUGCAGGCCACUUGAUCGAAUGCUCAGCAUUCGUGACCGGAGGCUACUACUCUCGAUUCAAGGAUCUGAUGAAAGCCAAAAGGCACCUCAAUCUAGGAUUUCCGAUCGCCGAGGUACAUGACAACGGCGAAUGUAUCAUCGUCAAAGAAAAGAAUACAAACGGAGUCGUCAAUAUCGAAACAGUAACGUCACAGCUGGUUUACGAGAUAUCUGGACCACUGUACUUCAAUUCUGACGUCGUCGCUGAUCUCCACAACAUCGACUUGGAAGAAAUUAGCACGGGUGUGCAUGUACGUGGUGUACGAGGACUUCCUCCGCCUCCGACUACGCGAUGCGGUAUCACUGCACAUGGUGGUUUUCAAGCAGAAUGGCACUUUUAUCUGGUUGGUCUUGAUAUUGAGGAAAAGUGCCAGUGGAUGGAAGAGCAAGCGCGGUACGCCAUUGGAGACGAUCUCAUCAGCAAGUUUGAUCUUUUGAAGUUCCACGUUCACGGCACUUCUCCUGUAAAUCCUCGCAACCAGGAGCUGGCAACUGUGGAUUUCAGAAUCUUCGCUCAAGCGCAGGACAUGCAUUUAUUCGAUGGAAGCGAUCCCAAUGGGUUCAGCCGCAAACUUUACGAGACAGUGCUACAAUCUUGUCCGGGUGUCUCACGGAGCAACGAUCUCCGACAGUCGACAGCAAAGCCGUAUUGGGAGUACUUCGUAACCUUGAUAUCUCAGGCGGCGUGCAACCACCGAGUUCAUUUUCUCUUUGGGGACAAUUGCAUCACAGAUAUCCCGCCGCCAAAAACUACUCGCGAUUACGGUCCUCAAGAGUCCUAUGAAACUCGCGACCCGGUAGAUUUGAGUAGUUAUGGGGAAACAGAAGACGCUCCACUUGGCCACAUAGUUCUCGGACGUUCGGGAGACAAAGCUUCGGAUGCGAACGUAGGAUUCUUUGUCUCCGACUCUGAGCAGUGGGACUGGCUUAGAACAUUUCUGACCGUUGAUAAAAUCAAAGAGCUUUUGGGCCCUGAUGAGUAUAGCGGAGGCAGAAUCGACAGAUUUGAAAUGAAGAAUUUGAGAGUAGUUCAUUUCUUACUGAAAGAUCAUUUAGAUCGAGGCUACAACUCUGGAUCGAAGUUGGACACGCUAGCUAAGAAUUUGUGCGAGUAUCUGCGGGCAAAGGUAGUGCCGAUACCAAAGAAAUUUCUGCUGAAUGGUAGAAUAUGA